This is a messenger RNA of Pyrenophora tritici-repentis Pt-1C-BFP, 1035 nucleotides long. RefSeq lists its product as uncharacterized. Gene Ontology annotation, biological process: intracellular protein transport; vesicle fusion; endoplasmic reticulum to Golgi vesicle-mediated transport. Gene Ontology annotation, cellular component: Golgi membrane; endomembrane system; SNARE complex. Lineage: Eukaryota; Fungi; Ascomycota; Dothideomycetes; Pleosporales; Pleosporaceae. Gene Ontology annotation, molecular function: SNARE binding; SNAP receptor activity. The record is from RefSeq and is a predicted model, not a curated record.
AUGGCCGUCUCGAUACAGGAUCGUACGGAUGAGUUCCGGUCUAUCCUCGCGCAGGCCCAACGGCGGCAGGCGCAGUCCAAGACGGGCGCACAACGGCAGUCGCUCCUCACGGCACAAGAGAAGACACAGGCGAGCGCUAGUCCCCAGCGUCAACGCUCAGAGUUCGCACGAAAUGCUGCGGAAGUUGCGCGAGGUGUGGCAAGCACCAUGCAGAAACUAGAGCGCCUCUCGCAACUUGCCAAGCGCAAGACGCUAUUCGACGAUCGGCCCGUCGAGUUCGAUGAGCUCACCUUUGUCAUCAAGCAGGACAUGACUGCGCUGUCUGGUCAGGUACAGUCGCUGCAGCAGAUGAACGCAAAGCAACAUCCAAAGUCAAAGCCAGGUGUAGACCAGGAGGGAGAGCACAACAGCAAUGUCGUCAUACUGUUGAAAGACAAGCUGCAGAACGUGGGAACAAACUUCAAAGAUGUGUUGGAGGUGCGCACCAAGAACAUGCAGGCAUCACGCUCGCGGACAGAGCAGUUUCUCUCGACCGCUGCCCAGCAAUCUCACAGCAGCCUGGAUCCUAGCCGUACCGACUCUCCGCUGUACCAGACACCCCAGCGAGGACGCUCACCAGGAGGAUUCGGCAGAAACACAAACGCAGUGCAGCAGGAUCUGCUCUCGCUCGAACCUUCAGGGCCCUCGGCGCUGACCCGUGGUGGUCCGCAAUCAGACGCACAGCUGCUGCUCAUGGAAGAGGCUCAGCCCCAGAACGCCUAUAUCCAACAGCGAGGACAGGCAAUUGAGUCGAUAGAAUCGACCAUUCAAGAACUGGGAGGUAUCUUCAGCCAGCUCGCUCAGAUGGUAUCGGAGCAGGGCGAGCAGAUCCAGCGCAUAGACGCAAACACUGAGGAUGUUGUGGACAAUGUCGAGGGCGCCCAGCGUGAAUUGAUGAAGUACUGGAGUCGCGUUCAGGGCAACAGGUGGCUCGUUGCAAAGAUGUUUGGUGUACUGAUGAUAUUUUUCCUACUCUGGGUCCUUAUUUCUGGUUAA